CAGGAGCCUCAACAUACAUAACAUACGAGAGAAAGAGCGCUCCUUUGAAAGAAGUGAAGUUUACACUUUAAAAAGCAAGGCACAUGAUGGAAUUUUUCAACAUGUCCUCACUCUACUGACAACUCUGACAGAAAAUAAACCCUCAAGAAGAUGGCCGCGCAAUUCGGUCCGCCUCUGGUCCUUCGUGGCAAAGUGGCGAUUCUGGGCAAGUCAAAAGUCGGGAAAACCGCCUUCCGAGAAGUGCUCGGCGACGGGAGCUUUCCGAGAUCGUACAACGUCACUCUGGGGCGAGAGACUAUCCUUUGUAAAAAUGUACCCACCUCCUGCACUCAAUGAUUCUUGCCAUGAUGCGAAUCAGAGUCUGCAUGCACAAAAUGUAAAAGUAAAUGUUUUAUAUUUUUGUCACGCACAUCAGUUUUGUAUUUGUUUUCAUCUUGAGGAUUUUAACUUUUGGGUGAGUAUACUUUUUUCAUCAGGAUAAGGAACACGGUGAAGGUCGUUCCGUUUCCGGACCGGAAUAUUCAGGUCGAACUGCACCUGCAGGAGUGUGGCGGGUAUUUUCGUCUGUAGUGCUGCUAAUGUCAACCACAUCGAGGAUUUGCAUGACAGAGGACUCAAGAUGAUACAUGGCGCAUGCAAUUGGAAGGAAAUAAGUAUCUCGACGCUGAUCUACGUCCUGACAAGAAGCUGAAGGCAUGUACCUAGUACUUCUGCUUUGCGAAAUUACUUCUAGUUCUACCACUGGAUUUCACAGAAACAUCGCUGGCGCAACGGAUACACAAACGAACACUGUCGCACACUCGCAAACGGUGGACUCGGUCUGCAAGGGCACAAGUUGCUUUGUCCUGAUGUAUACGCAUUGCAUAUGUGUCUGGGUCGUCUGGAAAGUGCGAGUUGAGAUGCCUGCCUUGUAUUUGAUUUCUUCCGGAAAUAGCUAUAGUUUUCGCUUGAGAGAUAGAAAAGCUAUAGUUUUUCUUUAUCGCUGAGAGAUGCACUUCGUCAGCAUCUAAGAUAAAGAUAUUCGACAGACGCAAGUAGAUUAGAUUAGCGCUUUUCCUCCUACAGAAUCACAACAAUCUCUGCCCUAACCGCUCUGUGCUCUGGAGCCGGCUAAGGGAAAUCAUUUGGGGGGGGAGAGCAGGGAAAAAGGGUCAAUAGCUUUUGGGUUUUUUUUUUAUUAAAAAUCUCGGUCGGGGGGGGGCAAGGGUUUCAGGGUAGGGUAAAGGGUUUAGGGGCAAGGCAACUGGGCGAUGCUGGGUGUAACUUCGUGUUUUCCAGUGUUUCCCGGUGGCGUUUGCGUGCCAUCGCUAAAGCCUCGGCUGCGGCGGUGUUGACAGGAAGGGAGAGCAGAGGAGGCUCUCUUAGGACCUGCCAGCUUUGAGGAGCCUGUUGGACACGAGGAAGGGCAAGCAGAGGCGGCUUGUUUUGGACCUCGUGGCUGCGCGGAGGUUGGUAGGACUAGCACGGAUGAGGAGGUAGUGCAAGUCCCGCCUGAAGCCAAGGACUAAGAGCAUCCCGGUGCAAUUUUUCCGAGGCAACUCCCCAGUCUUGGCUGUUCGACAUCAAAACGGGUGUUUUUUAGUCAAGUUCUGGUGGCAAAUUGUUGAAACACAGCUUGCCUGCCACUUACUCUCAGGAACUCAAUUAGCACGUACAACAGUCACUCGCUCGCCUAAAGAAGCGAGCACCCGGUUGAUUUCUUCCGGAAAAAAAUCAAAAUCUAACCGAAAUCAAACGCGAAGCUUUCUUUGCCAUGCAAAUAAAUCGCAGUUGUUCUUCUAGAAGUUUGUCGUUCUUUUUGUAAUUCCAUCCCGUAUGCGAGCUACAUGUGAGGAAGCGUUUUCCCAUGCUUAGGCGCACUUGAAAGUGUUUCACUCAUCCAAGAAUCAACAAAUUUCCAGACCCAGAUCGAUAUUUGCAGUGGAUAACGUACGACGUCUCCGAUCCGGAUAGUUUGAGGGAACUUCAUAUCAAAGGUAAAUGUGUCUGGGUCUGCGUCUGGUGGAGCAGUGCAGAUGAAGUACUUAGAAAGAUGUUUGCCUUGCAGAGCAGUUUGCAGCCCCACAAUUUCUUGCUUACAAAAAGUCUCAGCAUUUGCAUCACAGAUUUCGUGAGCAGGGUGUAUUGAGGGUUUCUUUCGCUCCUGCUCACGCAGCAAGGAUUUUUGUAUGUCCCGCUGGAUGCAUGAGCUUCUUCCGAAAGGCAGAGCCAGACGUGCUUGCAAUGCAUUCCUGAUCAGUUCCUUCCCUCCAUCGACAAGGCCGUCGAGGGCCAAAUACCCUGCUGUAUCUGCCUCGUCGCGAACAAGAACGACUCGUCUACCUGCAGGCGAGUUUCAGAGGAGGACCAGAGUGAUUUUAUGCGCAACCGCCCGGACUUGCAGCUGAUCCCCUUCUAUGCACUGCAAAAGUAAUAUGAUAUCGUACGACUUCCUCUUGUUUGCAUCACGAGAAUUUCUACGUCAGUGAGAAAAGCGGAUCAUAAAUUUUUUUGAAAUGCUGGAGCAGGAUGAAGGCGUCUGAGUCUGACAGUAGCUUUGAUUUUGUAUUGCUGUUCUGCAGUUCCAAGUUGCAGUACGAUGCUUUUGCACCGGAUACGUUCGGAAUCUCCGCCAUGGAUAACAGUGGUCUGGCGGUAGCGAGCGUAAACAUGUCUGGGUCUGAAAGAUUGCAGGAAUUGUCAGUCUUACCACUUCGUCUCACAGACACCCACACCUUAUCUUAAGCUUCACUCUCAAUGAUGCGCCAUGAUCGAUGUGCUCCAACAUGAAAAAAAAUAGGUCCUUCUGCGUGUGAUGCAAAGACGAAGUCGCAUUAUCAUGAAAUAACUUUCUCGUCAUGCUUGAAGAUGACUAUGGAUAUGGUACUAGUGCGUUCAUCAACAUUCACGAGAUUUGCGCACCACGACUUCCUUGCAGCCCCAGACCUGCUUUUGCGAUGCAUAAGCAGACGUCUGCGACCAUUUAGCCUUGCACAUUGCGCAGACGUACGAGCAACGACUGGGGGAGUUGCGGAGUUAUGUGGAGCAAUCCUACUAUGGCAAUGGGAAAUCCUUUUUUCAAAAAAACUUUUUUUUUUCGCUACAUAUGAUUUUACGGCACUUCAUACGUACACAAGCCGGCACGCGCAGAACAGAUCUGCAUAGGCGUAGAGAUGCCGCCUAGAACUUAGCUAGCUACCCGGAAGGCAGGAGAGAGGUGGCCUCAGGAGCAGCCGCGGCCAUGGAUUCAGUCCUUGGCGGUGUGGCCUCAAGGUACGUGACACGCGAGGCCUCUGCCGCGGCUUUGGUGUAUGGGCAGGGGUUUCAGGGUAAGUCAGCGACAUUCUGACUGGUUCGCCUAGAAGCGACAGUUUGAAACGCGGACGGCCUCGAGGCAUGGCCCGCCCUAGCUUUGGAAGCGCCCCCCGCGGCAAAUACAGGAUAGGCUGACACCUUCGGCGCCCUUGAAUUUAUUCCCGGCCAGGCAGUGCAAGUCUCCGCCUUGCCCGGAUUCGCGCUGUGGCUGUUCAAGAACUAUCUUAUGAAAAUCUGCAAACUUGCGCAAACGAAAAGCGGGGUCGGCCCCCCCCCCCCUUGAGGGGGGGGGUUUGGGGGACCCCCUUUCGUGGAGAUAUCAAGGGGGAGUAGCUCUCUGAAGAGGCCCCAAAGGAGGGGGGGUUUGGGGGACCCCUCGGGGGCACCCCAAGAGGAUAUCGCUUUGCAGCCCAGGAGGGAACUCUGCUGGCCUCCGUGCAAAACAGCCGGCGCGAAGAAAUGCCCCCGGAGAUCCAAGGCCGGAAGAGCGCCGCGGCCGCGGCAUCAAUUUCACCGGCAAUGCCGCGCAUGGCUUUGAAUAUACUCAAAGGCUACGCGCGGGCGCCUGUUUCGCCUGUUGGGGCGUGGGCCUAUUGUUGGCUCCAGCCCGCAGCACCUCGCUCUGGCUUUGGGGUGGCCGCGUAUUGCUGUCAUUAAGCCGGCAGCUUUGCAGGGGCUGGCUGCUCGACAUCUACGCCGGCCAUGACGGACCCAAAGCCGUGACGCAGUGCGCCACCAAUGCGGCCAUCUUUCUGCCUUCAGGCUACCGAGCUCAGAACACCGUGGCGGGCGUUGUUGCUACGCAAUUGAUUUCCGCCGCCAACAAGCUAUCUCCUAACCGCGGUGGGUGACCCAUAUGUAGCAAAAAAAAAAAGUUUUUCGGAAAAAAGUAUUUCCCACUGCCAUACCUACGCGUACUGAGACGUACGAGCAACGACUGGGGGAGUUGCGGAGUUAUGUGGAGCAAUCCUACGCGUACUGAG
Molecule: messenger RNA, 4277 nt
Organism: Amoebophrya sp. A120
Lineage: Eukaryota; Dinophyceae; Syndiniales; Amoebophryaceae
Source: the annotation of a GenBank genome assembly